AUGACAGGCAAGCCAACAGUCAAAAGAAUAAGGGAUGCCUCUCAAAGGUCUAGAGAACACAUUAUUUCAAAGGCAGGGAAAAAUAUUUCUUGUGGAAUAUGCAAAGAGAAAGGGCACAAUAAGACCACUUGCACUCAAGUGCCAAGGCCUACUAAAACUAAUGUCACAAAGAAACAAAGGAUCAUGCAAACACAAGAAUCAGUGGUGACGGUAAAUAAAUCUAAGCAAGUGGUGACGGUUAAUGAAGCUGAGGAACUAGGCAGGGUUAACCAAAUUGUUAGGCAAGUGAAUACUACGGGUCAACCAAGCAAGAGGAAAAAGUUAGAGAGAAUUCUUAAACUAAAGCUUGCUAAAAGAGUUGAAGGUGAAGGUAGUACUGUAGGAUCACCAAUGGAGUUAGAUUAA
Molecule: messenger RNA, 405 nt
Organism: Lactuca saligna
Lineage: Eukaryota; Viridiplantae; Streptophyta; Magnoliopsida; Asterales; Asteraceae
Source: the annotation of a GenBank genome assembly